ACAUUUAUUGGAUCGCAUCAGUGCCACCUAAACUGUAUAAAUACUGAGUGACAAGCUCAGUCAGUCUCACAGACGUCACAGCUCAGGAUCACUGAGGUGCCAUUAUUUCUGAUCAUCAUGAAGAUCUUUGCAGUAAUCCUUGUGCUGGCUGUCCUCUCAGGCUGCCAUGCAAGAAGUGUGUCUCAGGAUGAGGAGAAGAGCUCCUGGGAGGUCACAGUCGACAAAUUUAAGGAUUAUUUCACAGAUCUGAACUUGAAGGCCGAUGAAGUGGUGAACGACAUCAAGAGCUCUCAGAUCAGCAGAGAAUUGGACACCCUGAUCCAGGACAGCAUGUCUGAGCUGGCCAUGUACAAGGACGACCUACAGACCAAGCUGGCCCCCUACACUCAGGAGGCUGCAGAGCGUCUGGGCAAAGACCUGCAAAAGCUGGUUAACAAACUCCGCGAACACAUGACCGAAGCCCGGGUGCAGAUGGAGAAGUACAGCCAGGAGCUGCAGACCAUGAUGGAGCUGAAUGCCGACGACGUCAGGGUCAGGGUCUCCGCCUACACCCGCAAGCUGAAGAAACGCCUCAGCAAGGACACACAGCAGAUCAAACGACAAGUUGCCGACUACUUUGAGGAGCUUCAGUCCCGCACCUCAGACAACAUGGUGGACAUGAAGACGCGUUUCGACCCUUAUUUUGCUCUUGUGCGUGACAACGCCCAGGCAAAGAUCACCACCCUGAAUGACCUGCUGAGGUCGCAGGUGGAGAACAUGAAGGAGAAGAUUCAGACCACGGCUGAGAACAUCAAGGAGCGCUUCGAGAAAACCGCUGAAGACGUGCGAUCAACCCUGGGGGAGAAGAUGGAGGAGCUGAACACCUGGUUUCAGCCUUUUGUCUCCAAGAUCAGUGGUAACAUGUAAAAUCAAACAGUCUGGACUAUCUGUUAUCCAUCUCUUUCUGUAUCAAAACCACCUGUGUUAAAUGUUUUAAAGGAUUCAUAAAUAAAGAUACUCAGCUAUAAAAA
Messenger RNA from Siniperca chuatsi (mandarin fish), 1010 nucleotides. It is a transcript of the gene apoea, whose product is annotated as apolipoprotein Ea. NCBI's taxonomy places the organism in Eukaryota, Metazoa, Chordata, Actinopteri, Centrarchiformes, Sinipercidae. The transcript has 5 exons. Gene Ontology annotation, biological process: positive regulation of nitric-oxide synthase activity; lipoprotein catabolic process; regulation of amyloid-beta clearance. Bases 118 to 906 code for a protein of 262 amino acids. Gene Ontology annotation, cellular component: intermediate-density lipoprotein particle; extracellular region. The record is from RefSeq and is a predicted model, not a curated record. Gene Ontology annotation, molecular function: lipid binding.